GGAGAAUAUUCCCAGCAUUCCAGGAGUCAACAACCAGCAUAAACAAAAUAAAUUUGUUCCCUUGUCUGAAGGUGUAACUGCGUGUACUGUUCAUCCCCUCAAUGGCACCAUUGUUGCUGGAACCAAGCAAGCAUCACUGCUAUUGAUCUCCCAGAAGCACAUGUCAUUCCAAGGCAGAGGCAGUUCUCUGGGUUCUGACGAAGAUUGUAAGAAGCCAGAGCCCAGUUUCAAAAACUUAUUUAGUGACGGCAUGCCCAGAUUGGCUUGA
Messenger RNA from Ilex paraguariensis (yerba mate), 268 nucleotides. NCBI's taxonomy places the organism in Eukaryota, Viridiplantae, Streptophyta, Magnoliopsida, Aquifoliales, Aquifoliaceae. The record is from the annotation of a GenBank genome assembly.